Messenger RNA from Emericellopsis cladophorae, 1560 nucleotides. RefSeq names its product putative membrane protein-like protein. The record is from RefSeq and is a predicted model, not a curated record. The transcript has 4 exons. Bases 1 to 1560 code for a protein of 519 amino acids. NCBI's taxonomy places the organism in Eukaryota, Fungi, Ascomycota, Sordariomycetes, Hypocreales, Bionectriaceae.
AUGACACCGCAUCUGAGAGAGUUGAAGAAGGAGGCCUUGACGUUCUUUCGCAAGUGGCAGGCAUCCAUUUUGCAGCGAGUACGAGACAUCAGCAUCACUGUCCAAGAUCAAUCGCCUACUCAAGGUGCCUUGCAAGGACGGGGACGGGGAGCCCCUGUUGUUCGCGGUCCUGCGAGGGGUGGUCGCGGCGCACGCGGUGGUAGAGCAGGCCGCGGUGCUCUGACUUUGGCCACAGGUCCUCCCCGUCUUCCAUCAAAGCACACCGAUGUGCCUUUUGCCAACCGUUUCCCGCCGAUCCCCAACACGCUUUGGACUCUUCCACAAGAAAGACGCAAGCUAUUCCUGCAUAUCGCGUUUUUGGCCAUCAUAUCGUUGACAGAGUACUCGGCGAAUGCGCAUCUGCUGCUUCUGAACUUGACUUCGUGUCUGAAUUUGCCAGUCAAGAUGUUCCUGGCGGAGGAGGUGAGGCUGGCACAGGCUUUUGCUAGUGCUGCGCUCGACGUAUCGCCUGAAUCUCUACUGAGCCAGAAGCCCGAGGAGAUCAGAGGUUCCCGCAAAUGGAAGGGACCUGAGCCAGGGGCCAGUCUUGCGCCUGCGCUCAUUCAAGCGGGGAUUGGGACAGCUGCCGGAAGCUUUGGCUUGACAACCUGCACCGCUAUCGGGCUACUGGGUCCCAUGGCAGGAAGCGAGAGGCCGUUGUGCAACAUGUUCAGCAUGAACCCAGCCAAGCCCAUUAGCAAGAUGAUAGAGAUCUUCAGCAGAGACAUUCAGGACUUUGCCUUGUUACCGAUGCACGGCGAAGUUCACUCCGAAUAUAUAGACGCACGUAGACCUCCAGCGGUCGAUCGUCGAUUUCGGCUCGUCAUUGCUUUGGGCGGUUGGCUGACCGAAGACGAGGACGUACACGAUCCAUGGAAGUGCCUCGGACAACAAGUCGAAGCCUUUGUUCUUCGAUGGGAGACGACGGCUCUGCUGAACCUGGGAGGCUCGCUUGAAACGGUCAUCAAGAGUAAAGCUUGGAGAGAUGCUAAAGAGGCCAUCAGCACAAAGACCAUCUUCACUAGCAUCAUUGAAUCAUCCUGGCCGAGUCAGCUGCUGAAGAUCAGCAAGAUCAUCGACAACCCGUGGAGUGUGGGCAUGGUCCGCGCCGAGAAGGCUGGCCAAACACUGGCGGAUGCCAUUUCGCGUCACAAAGUCCAAGGCGAGCGGUCUGUGUCGCUCCUAGGAUACGGCGCACCGGUGCCAUCGGAGCCCCGUGUUUGGUUGACGUUGAAAAGCGUCGUGUCGGGUCGUUUGGUCAAUGUGUACUCGGAGCACGAUUACCUUCUCGGUUUCCUGAACCGAUACUCCAACACACAUUUCGGCAUUGCCGGUCUGCAGGAGAUACAGGGCGCCGAUGGCGUCGAGAAUCUCGAUGUUGGAGAGCUCGCCUAUGGCCAUCUGGGGUAUGCCUCGGCCACAGGUCGCAUCUUGAAAGAGAUCGGUUGGGAUGACCUGGACGGUGACAUCGUCAAGAACGAGAAACCAUUUCAGGUCGCGCCAAUUGCCGGAAGGAGAUGA